UGCAGCCGGCACUUGCAGGCCCUCCCAUACCCGCGGCGCCCAAACCUGUUCCUGUCGUGACGUAGAACAAGCGACAUCCACUUUCACCGGCCAGCCAGCCAAGCCAAACGCCCGCUGCCCACCCGCAUCGAUCGGCAUAUAACAACAUCUCGGCCGUCCCCGCACGCCAGCAGACCACCAUGUACUUCUACACCUCGUCAGUCCCGCGCGAACGCGAGAAGCGCUACUCAAAGUACAAAAAGGUGCUCUACAUGGAACCGCCCACCGACGGCUCCAUGACCCUGGAGCGCCGCAUCACCACCGUCAUCCCACCACCAGCAAGACCUCGGCCACGCACACCCUCUCCUCCGCCUCCUGUCCUCUAUCUCCCGCCGCCGCCGCCGCCGCCAGAGCCCGCGCCCGCGCCCGCUCCAGAACCACCAGUCGUCGUCCUCCCUCCGCCGCCGCCGCCACCGCCGCCGCCCGUGGUAAUCCCGGAGCCGCCCUCCGAGAUCAUCGUCGAGGACGACUCCCCGAUCGACGUCAUCGCCGUCGACGUCGAGCCCUCAGUGGCUUCCUCCAGAUCGUCCCGCAAGUCCAAGAAGAAGCACCACCACAAGCAUCACUCCCACCACCACUCCCGCAGCCGCAGCAAGGAGGUCUACAUCGAGCGCGAGCGCGAGCUCGUCCCGUAUCCCGUGCACGUCCCCGUCCCUGUACCCGUGCGGACAGAGCCCGAGUACGAGACUUUCCGCUACGUGGACGCGCCCCGGCGGCGGCACCAGGAGAGGGAGGAUCGCGAGAUUGUCAUCGAGGACCACCGCCACCGGCGGUAUAUCGACUACUAAGUCGCGCCUCGGAAGGGCGGAACGCCUAUCCUUCAUUCUUGUCAGUGGGCUUUUGUGACUUUGAGGGGGUCGUUUAACUUUUGAAAACUUUUUUUUUGGCUGCGAAAGUGCUUAUGCACCAACCGGUUGGCGAGCCGGGAAUUUCUCUAAGCGUGGUUGCAGUUGAGCAUUGUCUUUGG
Microdochium trichocladiopsis is the source of this 1006-nucleotide messenger RNA. RefSeq lists its product as uncharacterized. The coding region runs from base 180 to 827 and encodes 215 amino acids. The transcript is spliced from 2 exons. The record is from RefSeq and is a predicted model, not a curated record. Lineage: Eukaryota; Fungi; Ascomycota; Sordariomycetes; Xylariales; Microdochiaceae.